AGCCACAGGGUUCAGAAAUGCGUUUAGUUGAACAAGAGCAUACGUAAAGUCAGUUACUCCACGACUUGGACACUUACAGUACCUGACAAUCAACACAUAAAUACAAAAAAACACAGAAAACCUCUGGGGCAUUGGGAUGUCCCUGCUCUGAGUCUUUUAGGGAUUUACCAUUGGUUUAACGCCAAACGAGGUAACCAAACAAGCAAAUAUCCUCCCAGCGCAAACAUGCCUGUCCUCAAGAACCUCCCUGCUCGGCUAAAGGCUGGCAGGUUUAGCAUGGACUUGGAGUCUGCGCGCAGCGAGUUUAUUCUCAGAAAAAUGAGUCUUAACCACAAUCCGUUUGAGGAGCCUGGCUCAGAUGAGGACUGGCCCAGGAGCAAUGGUGGCUCACUGCUGGAUGGUGUCGUUCCCCGGGACAGGAACCCGUUUGAGGAUGAAGAAGAUGAGAAUGAGGCAAACGAGGUGCGGCGUGGAGGCACUGGGAAAGGAAGUUCAAUUAAAGGCACGCUGGAACGCAUGAAGGGGGUAUCGCCACUUAAAACCCUGGGCAAACUGGGCAAGAACUUACGCUUGUCGGCCAGAGGCAAAGACAGGGAUGCUCCAUCGCCGCAGGGCUCUAUAGGUUCAGCAUCACCCAUGACGAAGAAGAAGAAAGGCAGACGGAGUUCAGAGGGGAGUCUGCUACGAAUUGCAGGGAGGUGUAAAGACCUCAAGGAGAGCUUGACCAAUGGUGACUUGAAUUCAGAAGCCGAUGCUGACUCGACCAGUCGUCGACUCUCUUUCCUAAAGAUGGUGGGCAAGGGCAAGAUGAAAAGGGAGUCUAUACAGGACUAUUCAUCACAGGGACCAGAAGAGGAGCCAGUGGAGGAGGUGCCAGAGGUCAAACCAAGGGAACCACUCUCAGUCUUGGAGAUCCUACAGUUGGUGACGAAACGAGAUUUGUUUUUGGCUGACACGCACAUCUUGGAGCUGGAGCAGGAGUGUAGGGAGGCCGAAUCUCCACCUGCCGAAGAGCUCACCAGCCCCAGCAGCAAAGACAGCAGCCGGCGCAAAGCCAAAGAUGUGGAGUUGCUCUAUGAGGCCCUGCAAAAAGAAUUGUGGGAAGUGGUAAGGGACUCUCUGCGUUCCCCCACUGCUGGACCCAACCUGGGUCUGGUGGUACAGGUGCUCCAGCAGGAAGAGCAAGCCGACCGGGACUGGGCUCAGAGCGAGGGGGCCGUACCUGGUGGCCCACGACCGAGGGAGUUUAAAAAACGCUGGAAGGAGGCAGUGUCAGAAUUGGCCGAUGCAAACUUACCCCAGCGUGGAGAAGCACAGGCGGGCGACUUGGCGGCCUAUCUGGAUAAGCUGAGGGUCAGAAUGGUGGAAGAUCUGGGAGCAGCUCGCCGCAAUGUGGUUUCUGUAUAUCCACCGGAGUACAACUCCUUUCAAGUGUACACACAGAGCUACCACCAGGCUGUCACUCGUCGUCUCCAACAUAUCGCUGACGGAGACCUGCAGAUCACUGACAUCUACUCAUUGCUAGACUGGCUCUACAACAUCUACAAUAGAGAUGUCCUUGGAACGGUCACCAUAACAACACCCAUUAACCUCAACCAGAUCGGCCCGCUGCUCCCGACAGAGACGGUUGAGAAACUGGAGCUUGACUGCCUCAACUCCGUCAGGGGGAAGGUGACCAAUGAACUGUCUCAGGUUCUGGAUGAGGAGGAAAAAAAAUGGCUGGACUCCCUGAAUGUUGAAGAGUAUCAGAUACCUUUAGCUCGUACUGUUAUUCAGAGGUUACAAGUGGAUCUCGAGAAAUCUGCAGCUAUUAACCGACAUUUAGGCUCACGGGUGGCUCAGUGCAGUCUCAAUGGAUUGGCAGAUUUCUUAUUCAGCUUUCAGAGAAAGGUAGAGAUGUUUCAUGAGGGACUGAUGAGCGGAUUUGGAGAAAAUGAAGAUGGAUACAUUGCUAAAACCAUCGCCCUUGUCAACUGCUGCCCACCCUUCAGGAGCUUUGUGGAGCGUUGUGGGCAGUGCGACCCCUCCACCAGUGAGGACUCCAUACGUAGAGCCAACACAUCUCUGGACAGGAUAGUCAACUUGAGUGUGAGAGUGCUGAACGACAGACUUUUCGAGCAUAUCAGGCCCUUCUUUGAUAAACUGAUUAAAAGGAAAUGGUUGAGCAACACUGAGCCAUUCGACCAAAUCGAGACCUGUAUUAAAGAGCAAUUCAAAAGGUUUCGCAGGAUGGACACUCCACCGUACGAGGUUUUGGUGGGAGAGGUGCACCGGCGUGUUAUGACAGAGUAUCUGCGGGCCAUUAUGAGGGGCAGAAUCAUCUGCACAUCACUCAAAAUGAGGAAGAAGAUGGCUGGCCGUCUCCGUGAUGAGGGAAAGCACCUUAAAACUCUUUUUACAGAGUUGGAAUCUUCUGCUUCAUGGCUUGACAGCGCCAUUCCUCACCUAUCAGAGAUCAUUCUCUUGGAAGACACGCCCUCCAUCCAAAUGGAAGUUGGCGUCCUGGUACGAGAAUUCCCUGACAUACGGAGAAAACAUGUGUCCGCUAUACUGAACAUCCGUGGGAUGACACGACAAACGGAGCGGCAGGAGAUUCUGGCUAUAGUGAAAGACAUAGAGAACAGCGACGGACCCGCCCGAAUGUCCCGUGACAGGGCUCUGUUCGCCGAAGUGCCCGUGACAUCAGAAGUACACUGUCUAAACUUGGGUCUGAGCCGCAUCGCCCUCACCACAUCAUCGUUUUUUUCCAGCAUGAGGAUCCGUCGCAGAAGGACUCAAGUCAGGGAGAACCCGGAUGAAGUGCUGUAACCCAUCACAAAAGCUCUCUGUGCUUCUUAAGAGGCUUUGGACAGACGCAGAUCGGCACGGGAUGCUGUUGCCGAGUCAGGACGAAAAAAAAGAGUUGGUUUUGAGAUGCUUGUGCAUUUCAGAUCUAUAAAAUAAGAACAUGACAGCACUACAGUUAUCUCGAUAUGAUCGUUCUUGUGAAUUUUAUAUUGGUCUGGGUGUGACAUGUUAUCAUCUGAUUGUAUAGUUCAAGGGUCAUUAAACUUUGACUGGACACAGAAAGCAGAAGUGAUAUUAAGCAAGCAUCUAUAAGAAAUGUAUUUCUGGAUUGUGAACCGCAGGGGUCAUGAGUGUAGGAGUGCGUAAAAAUCAUAACUACUGAUCGAAACACUGCUCAGUUUUGAGUAUUAGGAAUUGUUUUCUGUUCUCUUAAUCGUAACAUUUCUGAUCUUGGCUUUCUGACAGUAAUGAAUAUGAAUUAAAUGUUUAUUUCAUUUUAGUUGCACAUGACUGAAGACUUAUUUUAAGGUACUAUAAAAUCGCAGUUAUCUUUAAUCUUUGAAUUAUUUUAUCAUAUUUAAGUGUUUCAUGAUCGACUCAUCUGUUCUCUUAUCGAAUAAGAUGUGCUUUGUGUGAGAUUAUUCAGAUUUACAAAGAAAUCAAGAGGGACUAUUUAUAUAUCUCAUGACUUAUUUAUUGCACCAUUAAUUUCUUUCAAUAGUAAUAAUUAUAAAACAAUGGUAGCCAACCUAAACAACAACCACAAAGAUCAGUUAUUAAAUGUAUAAUUUUAUGACUUUAAAGAAACUAUGGUCAAUGUACAGCCAUAGAACU
Molecule: messenger RNA, 3621 nt
Organism: Paramisgurnus dabryanus
Lineage: Eukaryota; Metazoa; Chordata; Actinopteri; Cypriniformes; Cobitidae
Gene: exoc3l2b
Product: exocyst complex component 3-like 2b
Biological process (GO): exocytosis; exocyst localization
Cellular component (GO): exocyst
Molecular function (GO): SNARE binding
Source: RefSeq, a predicted model, not a curated record